This is a messenger RNA of Cydia splendana, 2636 nucleotides long. RefSeq names its product ras-related C3 botulinum toxin substrate 2. Gene Ontology annotation, biological process: regulation of cell shape; small GTPase-mediated signal transduction; regulation of actin cytoskeleton organization. Gene Ontology annotation, cellular component: cytoskeleton; cell projection; cytoplasmic vesicle. The record is from RefSeq and is a predicted model, not a curated record. NCBI's taxonomy places the organism in Eukaryota, Metazoa, Arthropoda, Insecta, Lepidoptera, Tortricidae. Bases 275 to 853 code for a protein of 192 amino acids. The transcript has 6 exons. Gene Ontology annotation, molecular function: GTPase activity; GTP binding; protein kinase binding.
UAAUGCCGUUGCUGUAAUCGUUGACGGCGAACGAGACGUCUCCUAGUGAACGGUGAUUUCGUGAACAAUUUGUUCUUAUCGCCAGUAUAGAGAUAUGAAAUUAAUAUUGUUAUCUAAAAACUGUGCUGUUAAUUUAUACGAGUGUUGAUUGUGUGCCGUUGUGUAUUGAUUACAUCUGGACGUGUUAUUUGUGUGGAGUGUGUAACGGAGGGAUUGGGGAGAUAGCUUGUGUAAUUGUGCUUUAUUAGUUCAAACGUCUCUGUAAUCAGCAGAAAUGCAGGCGAUCAAAUGCGUUGUGGUCGGCGACGGAGCCGUCGGUAAAACAUGCCUGCUCAUCAGUUACACGACAAACGCCUUCCCCGGAGAAUACAUACCAACAGUAUUCGACAACUACUCGGCCAAUGUGAUGGUAGAUGGCAAACCGAUCAACCUGGGACUGUGGGAUACGGCGGGUCAGGAGGACUACGACAGACUCCGACCGCUCUCCUACCCACAGACCGACGUGUUCCUCAUAUGCUUCUCGCUCGUCAACCCCGCCUCCUUCGAGAACGUGCGCGCUAAGUGGUUCCCAGAAGUGAGGCAUCACUGCCCGUCAACGCCCAUCAUCCUAGUCGGCACCAAGCUCGACCUGCGCGAGGACAAGGACACUAUCGAGAAGCUUAAGGACAAGAAACUCGCGCCCAUCACCUACCCGCAGGGCCUAAGUAUGUCUAAGGAGAUCAACGCCGUGAAGUACCUGGAGUGCAGCGCGCUGACACAGAAAGGCCUCAAGACCGUCUUCGACGAGGCCAUCCGCGCCGUGCUGUGCCCCGUGCCGCCCGUCAAGAAGAGGCGCGCCUGUAGCCUGCUGUAGAGAUUCGCAUAAACAGCGGUGCCAGUGUGCAGUAUGCGACCAGCAUGGCUUCUGCAGCGCAACCGUCGAUUGGCUCGACACAAGUGCUGUAUAUAAAGUGGACUGCAAUACGCAUACAUACAUGUUAGUUUACUGUUAACGCAUACUAAUGUAACGUGGGUCGGUGUGUGUCAUCCCUAUUAUAUAUACUUAACGGUUUUUUAAAUUCGGAACACCUCACUAUUGGGUGCUUUAAUCUUGACGCGUUCUUUGCUUUACAUUAAAAGUUACAUUCCUACAUUUGUUAAUAAAUCGCUUCGGUACAAAUUUGUUUCAUGAAUUUACGUUUGGAAUUGUUAAAUUUUUUGUUAGGCAGAGAUUAUAUUUUUCGAUUGUGAUGGUUUAUUUUUGUUCUCGCCUGUUUCAACGUAGUGGGUAUAAGUACAGUAUUCGUUAAGAGUUUAACAUUUGUAUUCAUUGUGUAUUAAUGUAGUUAAAAAUUAAUCAAAUGACUUCCAUUAAAGCUAAUCUAACUAAUAUAUAUUUUAACUUUAGACAAUCCAAUCAAGAUGGUAAGAGCAAAUCUACUUCGCGUAGUCUUUUAAACAUUAGGCCACGGCACGGUUUUAUAAAUCUUCGUUAGACUUUAUAUUAAUAAUAAUAGUAAACAAAACUAGCUAUCGUCAGUCAUAUUCAUAUGCCAUUUAUUUUACUACUAAGGACCCCGAUGAUAUCAAAACUUGUUGCCAAUAUGACUCAAACAUUAGUUUACCAGUCAAUAUUAAUGUCAUAGAUGUUUAUAAAACCGAGCCUACAACUUCAACAGUUUUUAUUACAAUCAGGCAGACUCAAGCUAGGGAUAUUUCGUAACUGUUUUGCUAACCGUGUUACAUGUUAAGUUAGUUUGAUGGAAGUCAGUUCGAAGCACUCUCGUGUGACAUACGUUAGAUACAUAUCGUUGGAACUGCGUAGCUAGAUGUAAAAGUAUCCCACUGCCGACUAUAGCUGUUCAAAAAUUGUGUGUUUUGCAUUUCGUCGGGUGACAAGCAAAAGUCACUAACUAAGUCUAUUGAAAUUAUUGGACAAUAAACCGUGUUACAAGUGUAAUAAAGUGCAUUGUUACUUUAAUUUUUUGAUAGUACUUAGUGACUUUUGCUUGUCACCCGACGAUUUUAUUGUAAACUGUUAAAACAAAGAUAAGGCCUGUGACAGACAGAUACCGAGGUGACCCCAUCGGUUUUAGCCAGUUUUGAUUUGAAAUUUCAACCAAUUUGCUUUAAAAUUGUGUUGAAUUUUUACAGUAAUAUUGUUAUAGUUUUUGUUUAAAUCGGGAUCAAUUUAAUCUGUCCAAUAGGAUAAUGUGCCCUUUUUCCUAUCGUUUCGCAUCACAUUAUCUAUAGAUGGUCAAGCAAAUCUUGUCAGUAGAAAAAGGCGCGAAAUUCAAAUUUUCUAUGUGACGAUAUCCCUUCGCACCUACAUUUUUCAAAUUUUCCGCCUUUUUCUACUGACAAGAUCUGCUUGACCAACUUUAUAUAUCAUGGUUUCAUGGUAACAAAUAAUAUAUUUCAAUUCUUAUCUCUGAACCUUGCCACCUCUGUUUUUAUAGAAACCUUGAAACGUCGUCACCUGACGAAGUUAAAGAAAUUGAUAAUACAUUAUCUUUAAGAUAUUAUACAACAACAAUGAAGUUACUAAUGUAACUUUUAACUGAUUUUACAACUGUAAGGCGACAGUGGGAUUGAUUGUAUGAAAGAGGAUAAUUUGUAUUUUAUAGGCACAUACAUAUAAAAGGUCAUCAUUUUAU